UUUAAACACAUCUACACGCUUUUUCGAAGAAAGUAGAAAAGAGAUCGCAGUCAAGGUUCACAGAGACUCUCGAGGAUUAACAGAUGAAACCAAGGUGGUUUAUGUACAACUUCUACUAUAAUUAUUGCUGGACCACAAGGACGCAGACUGCUAGGUCGCGCGUAGUUUCUCGGUGAGAAACACUGAGCAAGGCCCUAGCUUACUCCUGGCGCAAGUUGAGCUUACAGCUUGAGACUAGUGGCCUCGGGCUGGUUUGAUCCCUGUGGGUAUCAUAUUCGUCGGGGCUGCGCUGAAGUCUCUACUUCUUUUGGGGGAUAUGUAUCACGAUGGGGAGGGUUUCGCGUGCUCGUAUGGAAAUCCUUACGCCAUCGCCGUCGGAUCUUUAUGAUCACCUACGUCGGUACUCGUCUAGAUCUGGCGGAACCUACUGGAUGGAUAUGCCUCAGAUCGUACGGAGCUCGUCACGAGAGUACCUUGCGGCGGUCUCUUCGUGCACUUGGAACUGGUUAGAACUGACAGGACGGCAUGGACCUGGCUACAGCUGACGCUGUGAGCGUGCGCCCUCUCUGCUAUCUGAAAACGUUGAAGGCCCUUAGCUUGUUGAUCCUUAACCUUCGAACUGUACGCAUUCAGGUCCAUAGGUUUCCUGGGGGUCUUUCUGGUGGUGCUUUGUCCUUGGCGGUAUCUAUUGAGAGACUUGAAACGACGAACGAGAGAGAGGAGAAGCCAGAGGCACCCGCGCAACGGUAAACCCGUCGGGCGUUUGGAUAGUGCCCCGGUUGGGUUUGCUAGAUGCGUGAAAACCAUCGACGCCCGCGCCAACUAAGGCCAACGCGUUGAGAAUGGUGCCGAUGGGUUACCUUAUUCGCCUGGCGAUCUUGGUCAUUUUGAUGGUGAUCGGCGUCCGUUGGAUCUUUGUGGAUCUUGGUGCAAUUUCAAGGAUUCAGGUCAUGGCCAACAGUUACACAAUUAGAAAAGUUGAGACGAUCGAUGGCGUUAGGGGUGGACUAUUUCGUGGCGUUUGACAGCACGGAGACGGACUGAGCUAGCCAUGCCGACCACAAAGGCCUGACUAAGUGGGUUGUCGUUGCCUAGUGGCUUCUAUCGUUGUCCACGUCCAUGUUGCUGCUAGCAAGAGAUAUGUGGUGUUGCAGCUCGUGGGUGCCGAUAGUCCGAAUCUCUCGAUGAUGACGACCUCAAGUGGAAAACGUGUUAUGGUAGAUGAUUAGUAGAAGUAGAAGAAUGUUGUACCUGUACGCCUAUUCUUGUGGUGUUAGUCCCGUGCCGCUCCGUGACACUAAGAAAAUGAUCAUGCGUUAACAUGUUGAAUACGAAGUAAGAAGUGUUGAUAGGUACGCGGAUUAAAAAGAAGCUUGCAUAUCGACACUUUCUCUCCUGUCGUACAUCGACCACGAAUGAAUCUGGGCAUAUUUAACAGGAGGACGAUAAUCAUAAUACUUAUUAAUUGCUGAGCUCUGCCCUCUGGGUAGUUUACUGUGCACUCGUUUCUGAAGACAAUGACGACGAGGAGACCACUUAUGCAUAGGCCUCCGUCUGAUGCCGAAGUCAUGCACUCGCAAACUCCGACAGCUGCACUUCUCCAAAUACAAGCUCACUAGUGAGAAAGAGAAUACUGCUUCCGUUGUAUGAGUUCGUUGUAGUUGCACUUCGACGUCGGGCAUGAGGAUAGUUGUUUGUUGGUAUCUCAACAUUAAAUGAACAUCAACAUACGCGAGUCUGUCGCUGCACGCGCUCGGCUAGUCCUCC
Molecule: messenger RNA, 1767 nt
Organism: Amoebophrya sp. A25
Lineage: Eukaryota; Dinophyceae; Syndiniales; Amoebophryaceae
Source: the annotation of a GenBank genome assembly